Drosophila innubila is the source of this 1524-nucleotide messenger RNA. RefSeq names its product zinc finger RNA-binding protein. The transcript has a single exon. The record is from RefSeq and is a predicted model, not a curated record. The coding region runs from base 142 to 1299 and encodes 385 amino acids. NCBI's taxonomy places the organism in Eukaryota, Metazoa, Arthropoda, Insecta, Diptera, Drosophilidae. Gene Ontology annotation, molecular function: zinc ion binding; nucleic acid binding.
CAGUGAAAUCGGUCGAAUUGUGCACAUCACUAGCAAUAUUUUAAAUAGAUGCAAAGAUUUCGUUGCACAUUUUGUCAGUCGAAUAAUAAGCUCCGAGUAUCCAGGUGGUUACCUGAACAACAGCAAUAAAAAUUACGGCCAAUGAAUGAAAUUAAUGCUGCACCAUCAACGUCAUUGGGAAUCGUGGGUGGGAAUCGCAAUUUUCUCAAUGGGCAGCAAACGGUGGAAUUUGUUGCACAAACAAUUCCUGCAGUUGCAUCACAGCGAAAACUGAAACGCAAAUUGAAUGCAGAAGAUGAAUCCCCCGCCAAUGGGGAAAUGCCCAAUUUGGUCAUAUUUCAAGGACGCGAUGAAAGCUAUCCCGAUGAGCUGAACAAACUGAUACUGCCCCUGUCGUGUGAAUUGUGCAGGACACAGAUGACCUCGAUGAAAAGUGCCAAGGAUCAUUAUGAGUCCAAGUCGCACGAUCGUCAUAUAAGCGCCUGGUUGGCCAAAAACUACACCGAUGUUGGCCUACAGACGCCGCCAAUCAAACGGCUAUUAAAACAGGGUCCAACUGGACCAAAUGCAUUCCACUGUGAUGUUUGCGAUUUGGCAUUGACAUCCUCGACUCAUGCUCGACAGCAUUAUAAUGGACGCAAGCAUCUGUUGGUCGUACAGAAGGGAUUAAAGCCAUCCGGAGCGGGGUAUUAUGAUGCGGCUGGCAAGUGGGUGAGAACUGGCACCAAGGCGGAGCCAACUGUUGUCGACGACGGACGCUUUGGCAUUGGCGGGCUGUUCCUCAAGCCAAUAACAACAACAACAAGUGGCAGCAGGCCGAUGGCCAUCGAGGUGCUGGGCAGCAAUGGCCAACAGUCGGAGGCAGCUGCGGUAGGAGCAGGAGAAGUCACAUUCUCCGCAUCCUUAGCUGCUGUCGAUGAUAGUCUCAGCUGCAAAAUCUGCGGAAUUAGCGUCACAUCCGCAUCGCAGAUCAAAAUGCAUUUGGAUGGCAUCAAGCAUCAGAAGAAUCUACUUAAGCAUAACAUCCAUGAGGAUGACGCCACCAAUUCCAUUCCAAUUCCAACUUCCACUCCCACUUCCACUCCAACUCAAACUCCAAAUGUGGAGUCAGCAAUGUCGGUGGACAAUAAUGCUGAUUACGUUAUGUAUCGCACUCCAUCGGGAUCGUAUUACUGCAAGUUGUGCAACAAGGCCAUGAAUCACAUAUCCAUCUUGCAACAGCAUCUGCAGGGCAAGAAGCAUCAGAAGAUUCUACGAAUGCAGAACGAAAGCAAAGCAACAAACUUUCAGAAAAAUUAAAUUAACUUAGACUACUAUAUAAUUAACUAUUAAUAUACAAUUAGCUACUAUUUAAAUGUGCUGACAUUAACCAAAAAUGUAUGUAGUUACUGUCUCCAAUACAAAUUCAAUUGGGAAGAAGUUCCAAAAAGAAGUAUUAUGUUAUUGUUUAUCAGGCGUUUCCUAAUAUUCUAUAAACUGUCGAUGUUCCUCUUUCUAAAUUAGAUUUUAAAUUAAUUUACUGUA